AUGGAGCCCGCACAAAUUAUAGAGUCUGUGAACCGGGAGAACGCAGAGUUGCAGAACCAAAAGCAUCAACUUCUCGCCAAUUUACAAGAGACUGAGGACCAACUUUCUAAAGCGCGUACUCUGAACGACACUUACCAAUAUGAAGUCCAAGCCCAGGCUUUUCAGAUUUCCAGCGCAAGGAAUCUUCAUCAUAAUGCCUUCGCCAACUUCAAGGCCAGCAAUACCAGUGACGAACAGAAAAAGGACCUUAUACAGAAGAUCAUGGAAAUCGAGUCUACCGUUUUGUUGAAAGAAAUCGAGAAAAACCACCUCAAGCAUACCCUUGAGGAAAACAGAACUCGUCUAAAGCAAGUUUGCAAUACAUCUUCUAAGAUGAUCGAGACUCGGAACGAUCUGAAUCGCAAACUUGCAGAGACAAACGUUGUGCUUCGAUCGAAGGCAGGAAAGAAUGCACGCGCUCUUCGCAUGGCUAAGAAGGAAAAGGAAAGCUUGCAAAAGAAGAUCGAGGAUGCGGAAGAGGAAUUACAAAAGUGCCGAGAAACAGAGGAGCAACUGAACGAGGCUAUCGAGAAGGAGGUACAACUUCAGCGCGAAUGCCAGCUUUCACUUGCGGAGGUGGAAAAUCUCCGAAUGUCAAAUGACUUCUACAAGCAUGAGGAUGCAAAUCAGACGCAAGCCAUUACUAGUCUAAAGAGAUUAGUAACAAAUUUGCAGAAGACCGAGCGGAAGGAAGGAUACACCAAAACCAUAGCCAACUACAAGGCUGAUAUUGGGCGGCUUGUUGCGAAACAGGCCCAACUGGAAGACGAGAUUCAAAAGCAAAAAUGUAUCGUCACCAAGUCUUUAGCCAAGAUGAUGGAACAAGUCGAGAUUACGAAAGAGGCAAAGAAGGAGGCGGCUGCUUAUAGAGGACAUGCUCUUGCUACAACCCACUCACUGCUAGUCAGCCUAUCGCACACGAAGUUCGAAGUCGCCAUAAAAAUUGUUGAUAAUGUUUUCGAAAGGUUAAAAGAUAUCGAUUCUAAGGAAAAGGCAACACGAGCGAUUCACACCAUCAAUGGCUAUCUUGAACGACAAUCCAAAACGGUCGAAGACUACACCGCGAAUGUAAUGUCAAACAGUACUAAGGUACAAGAACUGAUACGAGAUCUUCAAAGCUGUAUUCCAAAGGAAGCAAGGCCAGGUGACUUGGUCAACUUCAUUGAGUAUGUACGAGGGUUGCAGCAUAAGCUCGAGGCGGAGGCUAAGCAGAGGAAGAACAAGCUCAACGUCUAG
Messenger RNA from Bipolaris maydis ATCC 48331, 1275 nucleotides. RefSeq lists its product as uncharacterized. The record is from RefSeq and is a predicted model, not a curated record. Lineage: Eukaryota; Fungi; Ascomycota; Dothideomycetes; Pleosporales; Pleosporaceae.